AUGCAGAUCUCCGCAGAUUCGGAAGUACCGACACCAGACCCCGUCCUCGCGCUGACCCCAGAUAUUCGUGCGGACAGCAACCGAGACGGCGCUGUCGAUAUCAAAGACGACACUGAUCUUGCAGACAAGUUAGAAUGGUCCGACACCAAAGGGGCCAUCUUCCUGGCAAACAUUGGCGAUACCGACCGUCGAUGCUCGAAACUCGCUCUUGCAGGAGAGCCCUGGUCUGAUGAGGCACUUGCGGCAUGUCACGAUGCGUCAGACGAUAUUCAACGCUCUCCUCAAUACCUGGCUCCCCUGCGAACCGUUCCUCUGCCUGGUCUGGAUGAGGAGGCGUUCGCAAUGAUCCUAGUGGAAGAGGAAAUUGCCCGCCAGAAUGUGCGUAUCUUUCGUAAGGAAGAUCAGUCUUGGACUAUCACCCCCAAUGACCACCGGUUUACCAAGGAGGAGCUCGAAAAAGGCCUGGUGCUGGGUAUCGAUGCUCGCGAUACCCGUCGGCCUGGUGGGUGGAAUGGAACAGUCCAGGUUAAAUUCUUCGUGCAGAACGGCAAGUCGCCCGUCUCGGACAUGGUGCAUCUGCGUGUCGCUCCCAUCUUGACUCACCACCAUCUGCAACCGAUGGUCAAGUUCUUGUCCACAGCUGGGAACGAAUCUGACAGUCCUGCUCAGUAUAAGUUCGUGCAUGAUGUCAAAGAAGCAUUGAAGACAGCCGGGGUCCCCCAGUCCAUUUUUCUCUUUGAUCAUUCGGACGAUAUUUGGGCUCAAGACUUUCUCGAGCCGGGAUAUGCAAGCAUGCCGGGUCCGGACGGGCCCAGGAUCCUUCGCGUCAUGAUCCGCUCGUCGCAAGGAUCCCGCGUCGCUGGACGGCAGGUGUUCGAAUACAUGAGAGACACCGGACGAGGCGCGGUUUACAGUACCGGUGGAAUGAGAUAUGAAAUCAACUCGAUGGGGAAUCUCGAAACUAUACCCCCCUAUGAGUCAUACACAGCAGGACGGAUUAUCGAAGGCUCACAUGGAGAUCGUACUCCACAUGUUCUCGAGUACAUGCGUGCCCAGGAGUUCCAAAACCCCCUUGCGCUAGAUACGGAUUGGCUUGCUGUCGGGCAUGUGGAUGAAUUUGUCCAAUUUCUUCCCUCCAAAACCACUCCCCGGGGAUGGGUGAUGGCUAUCGCAGAUCCCGUGGCGGGAAUUGAGAUCCUCAAACAAGCCGUGAACGAUGGCCAUGGUGAUAGUCCAGCGUUUUCUCGUCCCUCCGGCGGGCCCCCUAAUGUGACUAUCAAAGAAUUGCUUGCACGUCCUGGCCUUCUGCAGAACAAUACCAAGUUUGCUGAAAACAUCAAAAGGAAUAGAGAACUUUUGAUCAAAGAGAUUGGACUUGCAAAAGAAGAGAUCCAUGAUAUCCCUCUUAUCUUUGAAACCGGGGUCUGUUGGGAGGGAGAUGAGGGAAACCCUCCAGAGAAAAAUUGCAGUCCUAACCAUGGAGCUGCCCUGUACCCUGGGGUCAUAAAUGGCGUUGUGCUAAGCGACACGCAGUACCUAGCUCCCAAUCCAUGGGGUCCCGUGAUUGACGGAAGAGACAUUUUGGUUGAGGCCACAAACAGGGUCUAUGGAGAGAUUGGUUUGAAGGUCACGUAUAUUGAUGAUUGGGAGUCGCAUCAUAUAGGAGGAGGAGAGGUUCAUUGCGGGUCCAACACUAUCCGCAAGGUGACUUCUCCAUGGUGGAAUCCGCCGCAAACCACUGAAUACUGGAAUUUCCGUGAUGAGCUCUGA
Molecule: messenger RNA, 1770 nt
Organism: Aspergillus tanneri
Lineage: Eukaryota; Fungi; Ascomycota; Eurotiomycetes; Eurotiales; Aspergillaceae
Product: protein-arginine deiminase domain-containing protein
Exons: 2
Coding region: 1-1770 (589 amino acids)
Cellular component (GO): cytoplasm
Molecular function (GO): protein-arginine deiminase activity; calcium ion binding
Source: RefSeq, a predicted model, not a curated record